Lentinula edodes (shiitake mushroom) is the source of this 1639-nucleotide messenger RNA. RefSeq lists its product as uncharacterized. NCBI's taxonomy places the organism in Eukaryota, Fungi, Basidiomycota, Agaricomycetes, Agaricales, Omphalotaceae. The record is from RefSeq and is a predicted model, not a curated record. Bases 284 to 1510 code for a protein of 408 amino acids. The transcript has 6 exons.
ACAAUACUACAUCCAUCACACAUAACUUUUACUGAUGACCUGACUUUCAUUCCGCGAGUGAGAUGGGGCACCGUAAUGGCUGCAUGAGCCCGAUGGAUAUGGGGAAGUUGACGAGGAAAUGUAUGCGGUCCUAGACGGGAUAGCAGCGGCCUACUGGAGGCCAAUAGAGCUCGAAACAUUUGGGAUGAUGAUGACCGAAGACGGCAAAAGUACAAUUGCAACUUGAACCUCGGCUCCCACUCUGAUGGCCUCAAGGCCGUAAUUUGCAUCCUUCAUCAUUUUAAUGUUUUGCACCUCAUUCUGGACACAGUCCAGCAGGGAUGACAAGCUAGCCAUUUUCGUAUUCACCGUUACUCUCUUCGCGUUUGUGGUCGAAAGCCAGCUCACACAAUAUAUUCAGACGACAUUGAACUAUAGACACCCCUUCUUGUUGUUCUGGAUUGUACACUCAUCUUUCGUGAUUUCCCUUCCUUGUCAUCUCCUCUACCUUAUCCUGGCAACGCCUCAUUCCUUCUCUGCCCUUUGGAAGGGCCUUGUUUUGGCAAAUACACAACAUCUCAAUGGUCCUGAACAUUGCUCUUCAAUCAACUCUCAGACAAAGUUUCCUGUGAACAAGUUUACCUACCUCAUGCUCACAUUAACUGCCGCAAUCACAAUGCCAGCCUUACUCUGGUUCGCUGCCAUUGAAAUGACUUCUGUGACGGAUGUCACCGCUAUCUGGAAUACCAACGCAUUUUUCGCGUACGUGUUUUCUGUCAAGAUCUUCGGUCUUAAAUGGGAAUCGCGAAAGUUGGGCGCAGUCGUACUUGCUACUUUGGGUGUCCUCGCCGUUGUAUAUGGCGGAAGUACUGUAUCAUCACCAUCGGAUACAGUUGAAGAAGCUGACCUGUCUUUUCCAAAGUCGACUGGUCCUUUGGUUGGUGAUAUACUGACCCUGAUAGCGUCGGUUGGUUAUGCAGGGUAUCAAGUCUAUUACAAGAAACAUGUUUCGCCUUCUUUCGUUCCGGAAUUCGCUGAAGACUAUCGACCACUAUCAGCGGCUGAAGGAGAUUCAGAGUCUGAUACAUUGCAUGCAACAUCCCACCUGAAUGAAUCUGAGCAAUCCAUAAAGGACAUUGAAACAGUCUACCCGCCGCCUUUCGGCCUGUAUUCCAACUUUUGGACAUCGGCGAUCGGGGCAUGUACAUUUGCUGUUCUUUGGAUCCCUCUUCCAAUUUUACAUUGGCUUGGAAUAGAAACAUUUUCGUUGCCUGAAAAUCUUACUACCGUCGGUGCUAUCGCGGGUAUUGCACUCACUGGUUCCCUUUUCAACGCUGGUUUCAUGAUAACACUCGCGUUGUGGGGUCCUAUUAUCACGUCUGUCGGAGGAUUGCUGACAAUUGUUCUUGUCUUCUUUUCGGAUAUUAUACUCGGGGCAACCGAGUCUUUGACGAUAUGGGGUGUAGCCGGCUCUGCUACCAUCGUCGUCGCGUUUGGUGUACUUGCCUAUGAUAUGUUCCAACAACGAUAAUUUGGUUAACGGCGCUCUGUUCCAGUUAGUAUGGUAACCUCCACUAAUCUUGAUGUAUCCAGUAUCUAAGUUUCGUCGAAUCAAUCUGUACUUUUGUUAUCGGCGUCUGUACUUGAUCGCCUCAGGAAU